GAGUCUAGUUCUGGAAUGCCUGUUCCUGGGCCAUCUCCCUUGUUCUCUUGGGAGGCCUCGUUUUCGAUGUGGGAAGAAUAUCCGGAUGUUUAUGGGGUUAGGCGGUCAAACCGAAGCAGACAAGAACCAUCACGAUUUAAUAUUAAGGAGGAGGCCAGUAGCGGGUCUGAGAGUGGGAGCCCAAAACGAAGAGGCCAGAGGCAGCUGAAAAAACAAGAAAAGUGGAAGCGGGCGCCCUCAGAAGAUGAACAGGAGCCAGGCAGCGAUGCAGAGAGUGAACCAGAGCAAAACACAGUGAGAGCCCGGAGGCCUUUCCCCAGAAGAACAGUGCCCAAACCUCGUGUUAAAAAGCAGCCGAAAGCUCAGCGUGGAAAGAAAAAAAAGCAAGAGUCGUCUGAUGACGAUGAUGAAGACGAUGAAGCUCCCAAAAGGCAGACUCGUCGCAGAGCGGCCAAAAAUGUGAGCUAUAAAGAAGAUGAUGACUUCGAGACCGACUCAGAUGACCUCAUUGAGAUGACUGGGGAAGGAGUGGAUGACCAGCAGGACAGUAGUGAAACCAUUGAAAAGGUCUUAGACUCACGGCUGGGCAAGAAAGGAGCCACUGGAGCGUCUACCACAGUGUAUGCGGUUGAAGCCAACGGAGACCCAAGCGGUGACUUUGACCCGGAGAGCGAUGAAGGCGAAGUCCAGUACCUCAUCAAGUGGAAGGGUUGGUCUUAUAUCCACAGCACGUGGGAGAGCGAAGAGUCCUUGCAGCAACAGAAAGUGAAAGGCCUGAAAAAACUCGAGAACUUCAAGAAGAAAGAGGAUGAAAUCAAGCAAUGGCUGGGGAAGGUUUCUCCCGAAGAUGUGGAAUACUUCAACUGCCAACAGGAGCUGGCCUCAGAGCUGAACAAACAGUAUCAGAUAGUAGAAAGAGUGAUAGCUAUGAAGACAAGCAAAUCUACACUGGGUCAAACCGAUUUUCCAGCUCACAGUCGGAAGCCGGCACCUUCGAAUGAACCCGAGUAUCUGUGCAAAUGGAUGGGCCUGCCCUACUCAGAGUGCAGCUGGGAAGACGAAGCCCUGAUCGGAAAGAAAUUCCAGGGCUGCAUCGACAGCUUCCACAGCCGGAACAACUCCAAAACCAUCCCGACGAGAGAGUGCAAGGCCCUGAAGCAGAGACCACGGUUUGUGGCCUUAAAGAAACAGCCGGCAUAUUUAGGAGGGGAGAACCUGGAGCUCCGCGACUACCAGCUCGAAGGGCUCAACUGGCUGGCUCAUUCCUGGUGCAAAAGCAACAGUGUAAUCCUUGCUGAUGAAAUGGGCCUGGGAAAGACCAUCCAGACCAUAUCAUUCCUCUCCUACCUGUUCCACCAACACCAGCUGUAUGGCCCUUUUCUUAUAGUCGUCCCUUUAUCCACCCUCACCUCAUGGCAGAGGGAGUUUGAAAUCUGGGCACCAGAGAUUAACGUAGUGGUUUACAUAGGUGACCUGAUGAGCAGAAAUACGAUACGGGAAUAUGAAUGGAUUCAUUCUCAGACCAAAAGGCUCAAAUUCAAUGCACUUAUAACAACAUACGAGAUCCUCUUAAAAGAUAAGACUGUGCUGGGCAGUAUUAACUGGGCCUUCCUGGGAGUGGAUGAAGCCCAUCGGUUGAAGAACGAUGACUCUUUAUUGUAUAAAACCCUGAUUGACUUCAAGUCCAACCAUAGGCUCCUGAUUACGGGGACCCCUCUUCAGAACUCCCUCAAAGAGCUCUGGUCCUUGCUGCACUUUAUUAUGCCGGAGAAGUUUGAGUUCUGGGAAGAUUUCGAGGAGGACCACGGGAAAGGGCGGGAGAACGGCUACCAGAGCCUCCACAAGGUGCUGGAGCCGUUCCUCCUGCGGAGGGUCAAGAAGGACGUGGAGAAGUCCCUGCCCGCCAAAGUGGAGCAGAUCCUCAGGGUGGAGAUGUCGGCCCUUCAGAAACAGUAUUACAAGUGGAUCCUGACCAGGAAUUACAAGGCUCUCGCCAAAGGCACAAGGGGCAGCACGUCCGGCUUCCUGAACAUUGUGAUGGAACUGAAGAAAUGCUGCAACCACUGCUACCUGAUUAAGCCCCCUGAGGAGAACGAGAGGGAGAACGGGCAGGAGAUCCUUCUGUCCCUGAUCAGGAGCAGCGGGAAGCUGAUCCUGUUGGAUAAGCUGUUGACCAGACUGAGAGAAAGGGGGAACCGCGUCCUCAUCUUCUCCCAGAUGGUGCGGAUGCUGGACAUCCUGGCGGAGUACCUGACCAUCAAGCACUACCCUUUCCAGCGUCUGGAUGGUUCCAUCAAGGGAGAGAUCCGGAAGCAGGCGCUGGACCACUUCAACGCCGAUGGUUCUGAGGACUUCUGUUUCCUGCUCUCCACAAGGGCUGGUGGCCUGGGAAUCAACUUGGCUUCCGCGGACACAGUGGUCAUCUUCGACUCCGACUGGAACCCCCAGAACGACUUGCAGGCACAGGCCCGAGCCCAUAGGAUUGGGCAGAAGAAGCAGGUAAAUAUUUACCGCUUGGUGACAAAGGGGACCGUGGAGGAAGAGAUCAUAGAACGGGCCAAAAAGAAGAUGGUAUUGGACCACCUGGUGAUCCAGCGCAUGGACACCACUGGCCGGACGGUCCUGGAAAACAACUCAGGGCGGUCCAAUUCAAAUCCUUUUAAUAAAGAAGAGCUGACAGCUAUUUUGAAAUUCGGAGCAGAGGAUCUUUUCAAAGAACUUGAAGGCGAGGAGUCAGAGCCCCAGGAAAUGGAUAUUGAUGAAAUUCUGCGCUUGGCUGAAACCAGAGAGAACGAAGUGUCAACAAGUGCGACUGAUGAGCUCCUGUCACAAUUUAAGGUUGCCAAUUUCGCCACCAUGGAAGACGAGGAAGAGCUGGAAGAGCGUCCCCACAGGGACUGGGACGAGAUCAUUCCCGAGGAUCAAAGGAAGCGCGUGGAGGAGGAGGAGCGGCAGAAGGAGCUGGAAGAAAUUUACAUGCUGCCUCGAAUUCGGAGUUCCACGAAAAAGGCGCAGACCAAUGACAGCGACUCCGACACCGAGUCCAAGAGGCAGGCCCAGAGGUCCUCUGCCUCGGAGAGCGAGACCGAUGACUCCGACGACGACAAGAAGCCGAAGCGCCGGGGGCGCCCCCGGAGCGUGCGGAAGGACCUCGUGGAGGGGUUCACGGACGCGGAGAUCCGCAGGUUCAUCAAGGCGUAUAAGAAGUUUGGUCUCCCUCUUGAACGGCUGGAGUGCAUAGCGCGCGACGCGGAGCUGGUGGAUAAGUCGGUGGCGGACCUGAAGCGCCUGGGCGAGCUGAUUCACAACAGCUGUGUGUCAGCCAUGCAGGAGUACGAGGAGCAGCUCAAAGAAAACGCCAGCGAGGGGAAAGGACCAGGAAAAAAGAGAGGCCCAACAAUCAAGAUCUCUGGGGUGCAGGUGAACGUGAAAUCCAUUAUCCAACAUGAAGAGGAGUUUGAGAUGCUGCAUAAAUCCAUCCCUGUGGACCCUGAAGAAAAAAAAAAGUACUGCUUAACCUGCCGUGUCAAAGCUGCGCAUUUCGAUGUGGAGUGGGGAGUGGAGGAUGACUCCCGCCUCCUGCUGGGGAUCUACGAGCACGGCUAUGGGAACUGGGAGCUAAUUAAAACGGAUCCGGAGCUGAAGCUAACGGACAAAAUCCUGCCCGUGGAGACCGAUAAGAAGCCCCAGGGGAAGCAGCUGCAGACCCGAGCCGACUACCUGCUGAAGUUGCUCAGGAAGAGCCUGGAGAAGAAGGGGGCCGUGGCGGGCGGGGAAGAGGCCAAGUUAAAGAAGCGGAAGCCUCGAGUCAAGAAGGAGAACAAAGCGCCCAGGCUGAAAGAUGAGCGGGGGCUCGACUUCUCGUCCCCCAGGCACUCCGACAACCCAUCCGAGGAGGGGGAAGUGAAGGAUGAUGGCUUAGAAAAAAGUCCCAUGAAAAAGAAACAGAAGAAGAAGGAGAACAAGGAGAACAAGGAGAAACAGAUGGGUUCCAGGAAAGACAAAGACGGGGACAAGGAAAGGAAGAAGUCGAAAGACAAGAAGGAGAAGCCUAAAAGUGGUGAUGCCAAAUCUUCGAAUAAAUCCAAGCGCUCUCAGGGCCCCGUGCACAUCACCGCAGGAAGUGAGCCUGUCCCCAUCGGCGAGGACGAGGACGAUGACCUGGACCAGGAGACGUUCAGCAUUUGUAAGGAGAGGAUGAGGCCGGUGAAGAAGGCACUGAAGCAGCUGGACAAACCCGACAAGGGGCUGAGCGUGCAGGAGCAGCUGGAGCACACCCGGAACUGCCUGCUGAAAAUCGGGGACCGCAUCGCCGAGUGCCUUAAAGCCUACUCCGACCAGGAGCACAUCAAGCUGUGGAGGAGGAACCUAUGGAUUUUCGUUUCCAAGUUUACAGAAUUUGAUGCUCGAAAGUUGCAUAAGUUGUACAAGAUGGCUCAUAAGAAAAGGUCUCAAGAAGAGGAGGAGCAAAAGAAGAAAGAUGAUGUGAUGGGUGGUAAGAAGCCAUUUCGACCAGAGGCCUCGGGCUCAAGCCGGGACUCUCUGCUGUCCCAGCCCCACACCCCGCACAGCCUUCACCCUCAGAAGUCUCACCUGCCCUCCCACGGCCCGCAGACGCACGGGCACCCGAGAGACAGCUACAACCACCCCAACAAGAGACACUUCAGUAACGCAGAUCGAGGAGACUGGCAGCGGGAAAGGAAGUUCAACUACGGCGGUGGCAACAGCAACCCGCCCUGGGGGAGUGAUCGGCACCAUCAGUACGAGCAGCACUGGUACAAGGACCACCACUACGGGGACCGGCGGCACAUGGACAGCCACCGUUCCGGCUACCGACCCAACAACCUGUCCCGAAAGAGGCCCUACGACCAGUACAGCGACCGGGACCACCGGGGACACAGAGACUAUUACGACAGGCACCACCACGACUCCAAGCGGAGGCGAUCGGAUGAGUUCAGGCCCCAGAACUACCACCAGCAGGAUUUCCGACGGAUGUCUGACCACCGCCCCCCGAUGGGCUACCACGGCCAGGGACCCUCAGACCACUACCGCUCUUUCCACACAGACAAAUUGGGGGACUACAAACAGCCCCUGCCCCCCCUGCACCCUGCCGUCUCCGAUCCUCGCUCGCCCCCUUCUCAGAAAUCUCCUCACGACUCCAAGUCCCCCCUGGAUCACAGGUCUCCUUUGGAGAGAUCCCUAGAACAGAAAAACAACCCAGAUUAUAACUGGAAUGUUCGGAAAACAUAGAGGACAGCCCAGGAGGAAGGGGAGAGCGAGAGGCCUCGCGCACCCGGGUGAUUGUGGUCUGAUCCAACGGGAGCCCGUUACCUAGACCAGUAAGUGGAGAUUCUGGACACGCUGCUGCCGCCAGCUCACCGGCUGAGGGGCGCCUGCCUCCGGGAGUGGGGGCUCGGUCUGGUCGCCCCCUCCUGCUCAAGGCACCCCAUCCGUUCCAGCCUGCUCUGGCCUCCCACUGAGGGGUGCUCGGAGGAAGAGUGACUUUUGUGUCCCAGCCUCGCGGCUGUUUCCCCCGGGAGGGAGGAAGGGAUCUCAGGCGCGAAUGUUUCAUUGUCAGGGUCCCUGCCCAGGCCUUGGGCGCGGGGUCCGGGAAGGAAGGUGUGCGUGAGGGCCGCCGGGCCUGCUGGACCGUGCGUGGU
Molecule: messenger RNA, 5660 nt
Organism: Myotis brandtii (Brandt's bat)
Lineage: Eukaryota; Metazoa; Chordata; Mammalia; Chiroptera; Vespertilionidae
Gene: CHD2
Product: chromodomain helicase DNA binding protein 2
Exons: 37
Coding region: 16-5250 (1744 amino acids)
Biological process (GO): regulation of transcription by RNA polymerase II; nucleosome organization
Cellular component (GO): chromatin; nucleus
Molecular function (GO): histone binding; ATP binding; ATP hydrolysis activity
Source: RefSeq, a predicted model, not a curated record